AUCACACCUACCUUCGAUCCUAACUUCCUCCAACUACCCCCUAUAUCUUUGCGAGGCCCUGCCAAGGACGUAAGAAAUGGGCGGAAUCUCCACUUCUUCGGACGCCCGGGCCUCUUGCCGCGUGCAAAACGAUCGAACCCUAACCAAAUCAGCCUCCCGGAGCCCCGGGUCGGGGGACACCCGGGAGCAGGUCUCUAUGGCGAGUGGAAUGCCUCAAGCCUCUGGAGGGGUUCACGAUCCGCCCCCAACCUGGUGGAUACUGGUGGCUAGUUUAGUGUGCAAGUGUUUCGUGAGCUUAUUUGAUGCCAUGUCGAGGGCGAGCCAGCAAGACAACUCCAAGAGACCCGCUAGCCCUCUGCCCGAAACUCGCCCUACGCAUGGUGUGAGGAUUGGCAAUAAUAACCGAAAUUGUGGGAACAUCGAUAGCAGCUACAACACGAUAAAUUAUAUCGGGAACACAAAGAACUUUGGGCAAGGCGGAGUGGUCAUUUUCAAUGGUGCUACUGUUCACUAAGGUCCACGAUUCUAUCCUCCCCCAGUUUAUCGGCCGUGUUAUUGCCAUAGACGGUAGACGGGCGGGGUUUUCGCGGUCCUCUGUGGGGUGUGUGAUAUGAUUCAGUUGGUCCAGUAAUUUAUCGCAUCCUAGUUACCUACCGGAAGGCCGCGGACCGGCUUAGUCUGUCUAACCCGAGACUAGAUGCCGCCGUCAACAGCCACUAGGAAUCCUUCGACCUUAAAUGUCUUUUCUCUAUGUUCUACGGUUUUAAGAAAAUUGGUUUUGUUUUUAUAUUGCACUUUACGAUUUUCCACGACGCCACGCCUGUCCUGUCCCCGCAAUCCCCCUUCUACGCUCUCCUCAACUCAGAGAAACAUUGUAGGUUGCUUUUUCAUGUAAUAGCACCAUUUUGUUUUACUUUUUUUCUCAUUUUAUUGAUAAUG
Messenger RNA from Tuber melanosporum (Perigord truffle), 939 nucleotides. RefSeq lists its product as uncharacterized. The record is from RefSeq and is a predicted model, not a curated record. Bases 308 to 514 code for a protein of 68 amino acids. NCBI's taxonomy places the organism in Eukaryota, Fungi, Ascomycota, Pezizomycetes, Pezizales, Tuberaceae. The transcript has 3 exons.